UGGCUUCCUCGUUUCCCUAAAAACUCAACAACACAAUUUCUUCUAUCAUUCAUUGCUUUUAAAUCGAAACUGAAACUGUUGUUGUUGUUACACUUCUUCAUCUCCUUCCCUUCCCUUCCCUUCACUUAAAAAGAAAAAACCUAAAAGAACAAAACACAUGGAUCCUUCUCAGGACCACUGCAACUCUCCAGGAGGACUAGGAGGAGGAUGUAAUAAGAGUCAUGUGUGCACUAAAUGUGGUUGGAGUUACCCUAACCCACAUCCUAGUGCUAAAAACCGUCGUGCUCACAAGAAGAUCUGUGGAACCAUCAAAGGAUUUGAGAUCUUUGACUCCGAUAAGGCCAAACAUGAUCUUCAUUUUCCUGAUGACCAAAAAACCCCAAGUCCAAGAGUUGUGGGCAAAGGUGAUGAGAGAAUUGGGGAUGUUUCUGAAGAGGAUGUGUUUACUGAUGCUGUUUGUGAGUUUUCUAGAUCUGAUUCUUUCAAGGACGAUACAGCUACUAACUGUGCUGCAAAGGUUACUGAGAAUCCUGGUGAGGCUCCACAGUGCAUUAAUUCAUCAACUGGCUGUGUGAUGAAAAGCUCUGAAGUCGUUCAAGAGAGCUGUGAAGUUCCGCCUGUGGAAUUACUUGACAACUAUGACGCCCCAAGUGCAGUUGAAGCAGCUUCUGAUAAUCGACAAGGUGGAGAGAGUUCUACUGAAGAACGCUCUAUAGCAUCUGAACCAGUGAUUGAGUCGCCACAGGAAGCUCAGGUCAUUGACGGUGGUGAUUCCAUAUCAGAUGUUAGAUUAGAGACAGAAUGCAAAGAAAAUUUAACGGAAGAAUCUGAAUUCAAGUUAGCAUCUGAAUUAAGGAAGAAAGAGGACACCUCAGAUUCAUCAUGGAACGAUGAUGUGAUUUACUCGGACGUGGAUGGUCCCUAUGGAUUUUCAUCAGAAGCAACGAGUAUGACUCAUCCUGGUGAAGCUAGCUGUAUAGUCAGUGAGAAUGUUCCAGUCAAUACUUCUCUGGCAAAAGCUGAUGCAACUCAGGUUACCAGUGCUGGUCAAUCUGUUUCUGAUGAUAUGCCUUUUGUUGAGAGUGCUGAUGUCUCUUUGCAUGGAAUCAAAGGCCUAGUCGAAACGGAAGCAAGUCAUUCUGUGAAUCCUUUUCUUUCUGAGACAUCUAAGGGUGAAGAAUGUGAAACAGAUACUCUUACUGAGGCAGAGAAUUUAAGAAUUCAGCCUGAAGUCUUAAGUAUUGGCUCAGAGGCUCCUUCAUCAGACAAGAUUCUCUUCGGAGACAAAACUGAACCUCAAGGCCAAACUGAUUUGGUUGCGGUCAAGGAAUUUCCCAGUGCAGAGAACAUAAUGAUAUCUAAGAUUGACUCCGAAGAUAUCAAAGAGAAAGCUGAAGAAGGUGUAUCAUCACUAGGGAAUGCACAAACUGUUGAAUCAGAAACCUUGAGAGUUUCUCUACCUGCUAUAGAUUCUAUAGUUGUUGACUCGAAUGCUGAUGUGAGCAGUUCAGCUUACAAAACUGGUUUAGUUGAUCUCGUUGGUCAUGAGAGUGAACUUAUUCAAGCAAAUGUUGUAGCUGAGGAGGGGAACAACCCAAAAGAUACGCUGAGUCCUGAAUCCUCUUACUAUGUUACUCCGCUGUCUGCUAUAUUUGAGGGAGAUGAUGCAAGUGAUCAGAUAAAAAGUUCAACAGAAACAUCUAAAGACUCCGCCCUCCAAAUCGGUGCUGAAAACUCCGAAAGUAAAGAUGAAGUUUGCAGAGAGAUUAACAACGGGACCGUUGUGGAGGAAAGCAGUUUCAUAAACGAAACAAAUCCAAGGGAAUACCCUAUUAGCCAUCCUGGAUCCACAGGCACUGCACCUGAUGACAGUGUUAAAACAGCGAAUCAGAAGUCACUGGAAAGCGGAAGGACAGAAUUCAAUAGAGUUGUUGGUGGCUUGGGGGUAAUUCAAGCAAAUGAGAUUGACGGUAAUGUCAAAGCACACAACUAUUACGCUGAGGUCCCAGUGACUAUAGAAUCAAACGACCAUCGGGAUUUUGGGAGAUUGCAGAAUCUUUCAGAAGCUCACAUUAAAUCUCUGGUUUCAAGUCCACUAGUCAGUAGAAAUAAUGCAUCUAAUGCGUUUGAAUCCAACUUGGGAUCGGUUUCAGGAGUAAGCAGUGGAGUUAACAAACCGGAAAACGUAUCUCAGAACCAAGAGAUCACCUUGGAGAAGACAACAAGCUGGAGCUCAGCAAAGGAGCAACACGUGCCGCUAAAGAACCUUCUGAGUGAAGCAAGAUCACCAAGGGUGCAACAGGAGGCAAAGGCUCAAAAUGAGAGUAACAACAUACCGAGAGUGAGUUCGAUACUGGGACAGGAGACAUCCCCUGAAGACGGUCGCUGGCCAGAGAAAAGAGAAGUGAGUGAGGAAUGGAAUUCGCCAGCAAAGUAUCCAGUGGACUUAAAGAGAGAGGAGAGGAAAGUGAAAGGAAGACCCUUUUGGGUGCCAUUCGUUUGCUGCUCCAAUGUUAAAUAAAGAAACCCUUCUAUUGUAUAAUGGUAGGAGUAUGAUGAAUGGUUCUCAGGAAUUGCUCAGUACAAAGACUUGUUUAGUUCUGAAGUAGUUUGGUUCUUGUAGGGGUUACUAUUGUUGCUUAGGCUUUUUAAUAUACUUUUAUGCAGACCACUUUUCUUUAAAUUUCAUCUUUUACCAUGACUAA
Messenger RNA from Camelina sativa (false flax), 2705 nucleotides. RefSeq lists its product as uncharacterized. NCBI's taxonomy places the organism in Eukaryota, Viridiplantae, Streptophyta, Magnoliopsida, Brassicales, Brassicaceae. The record is from RefSeq and is a predicted model, not a curated record.